AUGAAUGCAGGAGCAGUGAUCUACACUCUGGUGGAGGGGCUCAUUGCUGUUUGCUGCUGUCUCGGGAACAUGUUGGUGAUUUUGGCACUUUGGACCAGCAAAAGCAUCCAGCAGCCUACCUUCUGUCUGAUUGUGUCUCUGGCUGUGGCUGACUUCAUGGUGGGCUGUGUGGCCAUCCCAGUGGCGGUGGUGGUGGACGGACGAGUGGAGACUUCAUUCUACAGUUGUCUUUUCCUCAGCUGUGUGGAGAUCCUGUUUACCCUGGUAUCAAUCUUGUGCCUUGUGGCUAUUGCAGUGGAUCGAUUCCUCCGGGUGUCCAUCCCUCUCAGGUACAGAAGGAUGGUAACACAGAGACACUCCCUGCUCGUGGCAGCAGCAUGCUGGCUUGUUGCAAUACCUCUGAGUUUUGCUCCCAUGCUUGGAUGGUACAACCACCAGACUUUAUCUAACGCAGUCAACUCUACUUUGACCUGCCGGGUUAUAGAUGUCAUCCCAAUGUCGUAUCUAGUUUACAUCAGAUUUUUUGUUUUUUGCCUUAUACCACUUUUAAUGAUGACUGCACUGUAUGGUUACAUUUUCUGUACGAUAAGAGAAAACCUCAGAGAGAGACCAGGUGAUGGUGCCCAUCAACAGUCUCAGCUCUACCUGAAAAAAGAGAGAGAGCUGGCAGGAUCUUUGUCUCUGGUCCUGGCUCUGUUCGCCCUGUCCUGGCUCCCUCUCCACAUCAUGAACUGUGUUGAUUAUUUUGAUUUGGAGACUCAUGUUCCCCCCACAGUCGUCUAUGUAGGCAUCCUGUUCUCUCAUGCUAACUCAGCUGUAAACCCAGUUGUGUAUGCGUUCAAGAUAGACAAGAUCAAGACCGCGUACUCAAAGAUCUGGAGACGGGUAAUUGUAUGUGGGAGAGAGAAUCAUAGAUCUCAGACGAACCAGUCGACCGACAACAAUCCGUAG
Molecule: messenger RNA, 951 nt
Organism: Cheilinus undulatus (humphead wrasse)
Lineage: Eukaryota; Metazoa; Chordata; Actinopteri; Labriformes; Labridae
Product: adenosine receptor A3-like
Exons: 2
Coding region: 1-951 (316 amino acids)
Biological process (GO): G protein-coupled adenosine receptor signaling pathway
Cellular component (GO): synapse; membrane; dendrite
Molecular function (GO): G protein-coupled adenosine receptor activity
Source: RefSeq, a predicted model, not a curated record